AUAACGGAGAAGGAAGCGACGGCCCAGUUCGUCUUUUCAUUGAAAAAAGAAAAAGAGGAAAAAUUACUGGGGACCUGAUUGCGGUACUCCACUCCUGUCCACGUCAAAAACGCCUGGCUGAACUAUUACAAGCAGACAGUGUUAAGAGAGCUGUGAAUUGAGAGGCAGACAUACUGUGGCAGAUCCCUUUUGCUGAAGGCACAAAGGUCAGAGCAGCACAGGGUUUUGGUCACCCCCCCUCCUCUCUUCAGCCAUCUCCAGGAUGAUCCACAGCCUGUUCCUGGUGAACUCCUCGGGGGACAUCUUCCUGGAGAAGCACUGGAAGAGUGUGGUGAGCCGCUCGGUGUGUGACUACUUCUUCGAGGCGCAGGAGCGGGCCAGCGAGCCGGAGAAUGUCCCGCCUGUCAUCCCUACGCCUCACCAUUACCUCAUCAGUGUUCUCAGGCACCGCAUCUACUUCGUGGCAGUCAUCCAGAGUGAGGUGCCGCCGCUUUUCGUCAUCGAGUUCCUGCACAGAGUGGUGGACACAUUCCAGGAUUACUUUGGGGUGUGUACAGAAGCAGCCAUCAAGGACAAUGUUGUAGUGGUGUAUGAGCUACUGGAGGAGAUGCUGGACAACGGCUUUCCUCUUGCAACUGAGUCUAACAUCCUGAAGGAGUUGAUCAAACCACCUACUAUUCUGCGCACAGUGGUUAACACCAUAACAGGCAGCACCAACGUCGGGGAGCAGCUACCGACAGGCCAGCUGUCAGUGGUGCCAUGGCGACGCACAGGAGUCAAAUACACCAACAACGAGGCCUACUUCGAUGUGGUUGAAGAGAUUGACGCCAUUAUAGACAAGUCAGGUUCAACCAUAACAGCGGAGAUUCAGGGAGUAAUAGAUGCCUGUGUGAAACUGACAGGCAUGCCUGACCUCACCCUCUCAUUCAUGAACCCACGGCUCCUGGAUGAUGUCAGUUUCCACCCGUGUGUCCGAUUCAAGCGCUGGGAGGCGGAGCGGAUCCUGUCCUUCAUCCCCCCUGACGGAAACUUCCGCCUGCUGUCCUACCACGUCAGCUCCCAGAACCUGGUGGCGAUCCCUGUCUAUGUCAAACACAACAUCACGUUCCGAGAGGGGAGCUCCCAGGGGCGCUUCGAGCUGACGCUGGGGCCCAAGCAGACCAUGGGCAAGGCUGUGGAGUCCGUGCUGGUCAGCAGCCAGCUGCCUCGCGGGGUCCUCAACACCAACCUCAACCCCUCCCAGGGCACCUACACUUUCGACCCCGUCACUAAGCUGCUGUCCUGGGAUGUAGGGAAGAUCAAUCCACAGAAGCUGCCCAGUCUGAAGGGGUCCAUGAGCCUGCAGGCCGGGGCCUCCAAACCUGACGAGAACCCCACCAUCAACAUCCAGUUCAAGAUCCAGCAGAUGGCCAUCUCAGGACUGAAGGUGAAUCGCCUGGACAUGUAUGGGGAGAAGUACAAACCUUUCAAAGGCAUCAAGUACAUGACCAAGGCUGGAAAAUUCCAGGUCCGGACAUAGAGGCUGAUUGCUGAACCCCAGCAGCCAACGGACCCCAACCACUGCAAGAGAUGGAGAGAGAAACAGAGAGAGAAGGGAUGGUAUUGACACAUGCAUUUCAGGUUUUACGCACUCAUGCUGUGGGCCGAGUUGUUUAACUGAAGGGAUGGGUGACACCACAUGCUAAAUACCGUGUAUGGUGAAUAUUUACAAAGGCCUGUGUACAGAGCUAAGAAUGUCUGUGAGUAUUGUUGUCUGCAGCUUGUAUGCUACAGCCUGAAAUGGAGCCCUCCUUUGGAGUCUCUUUACUAUACUUCCUGAGAGAGAACGAAAGGCACACACCCCCACCUCAAAUCAUCUCGUUUGCCUCUUGUAUAAUGGACAUUGCUUUUCUUUCUCCCUCUCCUUCUCUGCCACCCCCUCUGUUCCUGUCCUCCUGGUCCCUCUUUCCCUUCCUCUCCAUCCCUCCCUCCCUCAUCUCCCCACUCCUCCUUCCGUCCUUAUUUUUGUCUACCUCUUCCACUGCCUCCAGUGCAAUUUCUCCCCGACCUCCCUCCCACAAUGCUCUCAUAAGCUUUUACUAAUUAUUAUUAUGUUUAUUAAGUGAUUUUAAUGCUCCUGCUACUUACCAACAACACUAGUCAGGACACUGGCACGUUGUACUAGAGAAGUUUCUCAUUCCACCUUAGAUAACCCCUUGCACUAUAUACCCCACAUUCCUUUGUGUAACCCUCUAGAGACACUCCUUUAUUUGUCUGGCUACUGUAUCCAACCACUACAGGACUGUUGUGAUAACCUUUCAUCUGGCUAGGAUUUUACUGGCAUGAUGGAAGUACCAUGCUGUAGGAUACAGUGGCCUAUGUCCUAUGUAUCUUAUAUCCUUAAGUCCAACAUUUCUGAUGAUAAGACUAACUACAGCCCUUGAAUACUGUAUGUUGUACUACAAUUAUUAUGUUGCAUACACCCAGAGUUUCAAAUAUAUGUGGCAUGCAUAGGGACCAAUAGCAUAGUGUAUCUCUCAAUACUGUAAUUCUUCUACAGUAAUUUCAAGACGAGGGAAGUGCUGUAACUGGAGGGCCAAAUUUGGGUGUUGUGUGCAAUGUAGCUGAACACUGGGUGACACUGCACAACAUGGGUACUGACUUGUACUAUGUCAUAAAUGGAUGGCAGAGUUGCUGAAUGUUAUGGGUUUAGAGUGUUAUAGGUUUGCAUUAGUGUUUAUCUUGUGUUUUUGUGUUUGUAAGUCAGACUAAAUGAAGGUUUACAGUGCUGUGAAAAUAAAGACAAGAAACCAGAGGUGUGCUCUCUAGCAGUCUUUAGAGUGUGUUUUUUGGGGUUCAACUUUUAUUAGAAAGGGCGUU
Megalops cyprinoides (Indo-Pacific tarpon) is the source of this 2859-nucleotide messenger RNA. RefSeq names its product adaptor related protein complex 3 subunit mu 2 (gene ap3m2). The transcript has 9 exons. Gene Ontology annotation, cellular component: clathrin adaptor complex; cytoplasmic vesicle. NCBI's taxonomy places the organism in Eukaryota, Metazoa, Chordata, Actinopteri, Elopiformes, Megalopidae. Gene Ontology annotation, biological process: endocytosis; intracellular protein transport. The record is from RefSeq and is a predicted model, not a curated record. The coding region runs from base 263 to 1519 and encodes 418 amino acids.